Messenger RNA from Nicrophorus vespilloides, 1007 nucleotides. RefSeq lists its product as uncharacterized. The record is from RefSeq and is a predicted model, not a curated record. NCBI's taxonomy places the organism in Eukaryota, Metazoa, Arthropoda, Insecta, Coleoptera, Silphidae. The transcript has 3 exons. Gene Ontology annotation, biological process: positive regulation of voltage-gated potassium channel activity; regulation of synaptic transmission, cholinergic; sleep. The coding region runs from base 16 to 690 and encodes 224 amino acids.
CGAUGAUCGCGAUGAAUGGCAAUCAUUAUAAUCAUCGAAGUGUGGGGACUCUCCUUCUCAGAAUGUCCCCCCACUUUGGAAACUGGUCCCGACUACCAGAGAGUGUCCGCUGCGCAGGGUUUUCAAAACGAAUCCAGUCCCUCUCUACCAUCGCAAACUCAGGUUUGCCGCACAGUGAAGUUCAACAACAAGAACAAGAGGAACAACAACAACAAGAGUAGCUUAAAGUGCGAAAUACAAAAAAGUAUUACGAAAAUGGUGCAGAAAAUGUACGCGUUCGGAAUCCUCUUCUUGGCCGUGGUGUGCCUAAAGACUGGUUUUGCAUUGGAUUGCUACGAAUGCAACAGUCACAACGACACCAGAUGCUCUCAGGACACGCUUCCCGAUGAGAUGGUGAAGUCUUGUCCGAAGGAGACGAAAGAGGGCAAACCCUACAUCCUGUGCAGGAAGAUCAAGCAGAUCAUAGACUUCGAAGUGAACGGAUUGCCCCCAGACAACCGUGUGAUCCGCUCCUGCGGAUGGGACGAUUCCACCUACAAGAACCGCUGCUACCACCGUUCCGGAUUCGGAGGUCGUCAAGAAGUAUGCGCCUGCGAAGGGGACAAAUGCAACUCAUCCUCCAGCCUCCUCGGAUCUGCCACCCUUUUGAUGUCCCUUCUGGCACUUCUGAAACUAUCGAACCGUUGCUAAUAAACCUCGGCAGCACCUCUAGCAUCAAAUAAGUUUAAAAGUUAGCACGACGAAGAGUAUAUAUAUAUAAAUAUAAAAAAAAAAAAAAAUAACAGAAAGAAACCUCUCAACUCUCAGUUAUAGGUAGCAUUUAAGAGUGUUUUACAAUGUAUGCUUUUUACGUAAAAGAAAAAAAUAUCAAUCAAUUUUUGUAAUUGAAAUUUUCAUCUAUCUUUUUGUAAUUAUCCUUGUGUGGAUGGAUUGAAUAACUGCCAAGGGAGACUAUUUGUUGUGUUUUUGUUUAUAAUUUUUUUUUGAGUAAAAUUUAAUACACCCAG